Moneuplotes crassus is the source of this 909-nucleotide messenger RNA. Lineage: Eukaryota; Ciliophora; Spirotrichea; Euplotida; Euplotidae. The record is from the annotation of a GenBank genome assembly.
AUGAUAUCCAGUCGAUUUUUAACAAGAACAUUAAAUUUAAAUCGUGCUUCUUGAACAAGCCUCUACAGGAACUUUGUCACAAAGAGGGAAAGAAAUGAAGAUGUGGAACUAUUUUACCAAGUUAACGAAUCCCCCAAUCCUGGGACUAAUAAAUACAUGUUCUUUGUUCAUGGAUUUUUGGGCAAUUGGAUGAACUGGAGAUCAAUCUCUUCAAACAAGAACAUUAGUAUGAAGAGACACUGUGUCCUUUUUGAUCAAAGAAAUCACGGAGACUCCGACCAUCACCCACAAAUGGACUAUGGUGUCAUGUCAGAUGAUUUCAUUAGGCUAGCAGAUAAGCUAAAUAUUGAUAAAUUUACCGUCCUUGGUCACUCUAUGGGAGGCAAGAUUGCCAUGGCCACCGCUUGAAAGUACCCUGAUAGAGUUGAUGGACUCAUGAUGGUAGAUUCAGCUCCUAUAGACUACAACAACUUUGACAGAUACAUUUCUGAAGUUAUAGGAAUAGUUGAUGUCAUUAAAGAAUACAAAAUAGAAGGAAUGACUAAGAAAGAGCUACUCGAUAAACUUACUAAAGACCUACCGAUACCAGGCAUUCCUUUCUUCAUCAUGAAGAAUGUGGAAAGUGAAGGAACCAAAGUACUCGGUUGGAAAUCUAACAUGGAAGUGUUGGCUAAAAAUUUGGAAAAUAUUUUUGAUUUCACAGAUUUUGGAAUGUACGAUGGUCCAGCAAAAGCCAUAUUAGCAGGAAGAAGUAAAAUGAACUUACUUGAUUAUGACUAUUACUUUCCAUAUAUGAAACAAGAGGACAUAGUCUACAUUGAAGGAGCAGGACACUGGGUCCAUGCAGAUAAACCAAUCGAGACAAUUAAGCAGAUUUCUUCCUUCCUUGAUGAGAUAGAUCAAGAGUAA